Penicillium soppii is the source of this 1560-nucleotide messenger RNA. It is a transcript of the gene fhdA, whose product is annotated as putative transcription factor Tos4. The coding region runs from base 1 to 1560 and encodes 519 amino acids. Gene Ontology annotation, molecular function: protein binding. NCBI's taxonomy places the organism in Eukaryota, Fungi, Ascomycota, Eurotiomycetes, Eurotiales, Aspergillaceae. The record is from RefSeq and is a predicted model, not a curated record. The transcript has a single exon.
AUGGAGUCCUCUCCAUUGAAGAGCCGAGUCGGCUCUAUUGUUGGCGUCAAACGUCCAGCGGCCUUGCUGCCUGCUUUUGAGCCGAGCUCGUCGCCCUCACUCCCAAGACAAAAGCGUGUAGCACGCGAGCCAGAAGUCUCGUUGUAUCCCACACCAGUUCCGACCUCGUCAACUCAUAUCAUGUCGUCUUCUCCUCCUCCACCUGGCGUCGCUACCUCCCGACCAUCCCUGUCUCGAUCCUUCUCUGCCACCCUCGAACGCGCACCCUUGUCGGCCGUCCCUUCUAUAAUGUUGCGGGAGAAUGGAGAGCCCAUUCUCAUGGGGCGAUCUAGCGUUUCGUGUCAUCAUCAGCUGGCUGCUAGCCGGAUGAUCUCUCGCGUUCAUGUCAAAGCUACAUAUAAACCUGCCCCCAAUCCGUUCGAUCGGGAUAGGGUUGAGAUUGUGUGCAUGGGAUGGAAUGGGAUCAAGAUUCACUGCCAAGGGAGAAAGUAUGAUUUGGCCAAGGGUAAAACCUUCACAUCAGACAUCAAGGACGCCGAUAUCAUGAUAGAUGUUCACGAGGCUCGGGUUCUGGUUCAGUGGCCUCGCAGUGAAACAAGGGACUGCCCUUCCACCGACUCAGAGCAAACCAGUGACGAGGCAACACCAACCCAGCGCCGCCAAUCUCGACGAGAACUGCAGGAAAGCCCGCUUCUAGAACGUCAGCGUCUUGCAUCACCUGUGUCCCCAUCUCCUGCUGCUAAACUUGCUAUCCCCCCAUCUUCUCCCAUCUUCACACCUCGAUCCCGUGCCGCAGUAGUGGUCUUCGAAGAUGAGCCCUCCCCACUGAAGCGUCACAACACAGUGACCGGCGUGACAUCCCAGAGUGCUCGCCGAGCAACCGCUAUGCUGCAUACAUCACAUGCAAGUGAGUUGAGUGACCUGAGUAGACACGACGAGUUCUCCGACAAUGACGAAGAAAAUGACCCAAUUGUUCAUUCCUUCGGUCCAUUCGGAGAGAAUCUCCUUCCUCGUAUGGCUUCUUUCCGAGCAGGGGAUUCUCCUGUUCAAACUGCUCGUUCUCCUCGCAGCCUGCUGCCUGCCCAGCCCCUCCAACCUCUCCGGUCCCCUAGACAGCCCGCCACCGUGCACGAGGAAAGAGACACCGAGCCUACUGAGACCAAGACCCUAUACACUGAUGAAGCGUCUGAGAGAGUCCGCAACCAUGCUGCUAACCAACUCGCCUUUUCCCGACUGUCAUCCACUCCGUUUUCAACCAUCCUCAACAACCUCCCUCCCGCGUACUGGAGGUCUGGUCAUGGGAAUGUAACCGGCCCUUCCAAAUCUGAUAUCCGCAACAUUCUCGCCUCGACCAAGUUUAUCGGCAGAGUCGCCCGUGAGGGCAAAGAUGCUGCUGGCAAACCGCUUGAGAGUGAAUACUAUUACGUUCCUGACGAGGAUGACGAUGUGAUGCGUCGGUCCGCAGUGGUGGAUGAUCUUCGGAAACCCGGUUUGCGCAACUGUCGGAAACAGCACAAGGUUUGUGACCCCUGUUCCCAAUACAUUCGUGAAUGUAUUUGA